Messenger RNA from Schizosaccharomyces cryophilus OY26, 2740 nucleotides. Its product is annotated as ribosome biogenesis protein Tsr1. The transcript has a single exon. Gene Ontology annotation, cellular component: preribosome, small subunit precursor; nucleus. Gene Ontology annotation, molecular function: GTPase activity; U3 snoRNA binding; GTP binding. Gene Ontology annotation, biological process: ribosome biogenesis; endonucleolytic cleavage of tricistronic rRNA transcript (SSU-rRNA, 5.8S rRNA, LSU-rRNA); maturation of SSU-rRNA from tricistronic rRNA transcript (SSU-rRNA, 5.8S rRNA, LSU-rRNA). The record is from RefSeq and is a predicted model, not a curated record. Bases 273 to 2603 code for a protein of 776 amino acids. NCBI's taxonomy places the organism in Eukaryota, Fungi, Ascomycota, Schizosaccharomycetes, Schizosaccharomycetales, Schizosaccharomycetaceae.
CCCUCAACAAAACUCCAUUUGUCCAAAACACUAGUUUUAGCAGAGACAACUGAUUUUUAGUAUAAAAGAAAUCAUAAUUAAAGGAAUUAAGUGGUUUUAAUUUCUUUUUCUUUGCUAAAAACGGCAUUGGGGAAAUUGUUAAGAAAAAUUUGUAAUUGUACAAAAAGAAGCUUGUAAAGCUUAAUUGCCUUGGAUAAAAAAUAUAUUUUUAUCCUAAUCCUUAAUUUUGUCGACAGGGAAUCUUAUAUUUGACUUAAGGUCCAAAAUCGAAGAUGGCUCAUCAUCACAGAUCGAAUGUUAAGCCUAAAAAGCCGUUUAAGUCUAAACAUGCUUCAAAGUCAUCGUUAAAAGAGCGUUACAGUAAUAACGUUGAGCCAAAAAGGACUGGUCCUAAAAGUAUUCAACAUACCUCUACUAAAGCAGAUCGACGAAAUACUGCUAAGCAAAUACAGUUGAACAAAAGAAAUGAGGCUGCUAUGAAUAAUCGGAUUUUUGGCGGCAAAAAUGGUGCUCCAAAGGUAAUUACUAUCGUUCCUCUUUGCGCGAACGUUGAUCCGUGGAGUAUCCUUAGAAACUUGUUAGUGUCGGUGGAUCCUGAGGCUGAUCUUCCCCUGUUUGAAGAAAAUUCCUAUCAGUAUAACACGACAAUCACUCGGUUCAAACAAAAGUUACAAUUUUUGAUGCCUGGAAAGAACUUUUAUAGUCUUGUUGAUGCUUGCAAGGCGUCAGACUAUGUAAUAUUUGGUCUUUCUGCUACUCAGGAAGUCGAUGAAUUUGGGGAAUUAGUCGUCAGAACGGCUCAGUGCCAAGGAAUAUCUAGUGUCAUAUCGGUAGUCAACGAUAUGUCAGUUAUUGACAACAUAAAAAUUCGCGGAGAAGUUAAGAAAUCUUUGCAAAGCUUCAUGAACUUCUUCUUCUCUGAUCAGGAUCGAGUUUUUGCUUCUGACGUUUCACAGGAUGCUCUUAACGUUAUGCGUGCUCUGUGCACUUCUCAUCCCCGUGGUAUCUUUUGGCGUGAUUCUCGGGCCUAUCUUUUGGCUCAGUCCAUUGAUUAUAAGGAAGGAAAGCUUGCUGUUAAAGGUAUAGUACGUGGUAAAGGAUUAGAUCCAGACUCCUUGAUCCAUAUUCAAGGUUUCGGUGAUUUUCAAGUUAAUUGCAUAUAUGAUGCUUCUGAUUUAAAGACAAAACCUUCUGAUACCAUGGAAGAAGACAAAAACGUGAAUGAGGCUGGUUUAGUUGAACUUGCUGCUCCAACUGAAAAUCAGGAACAAUUAGAGACCCUUGCUCCAAAUGACGUUAGUAUGGAGAUGGAAAUGGAAUCUGAACCUCCACGAGGUGUUCGUCUUGAUGACUUUUACUAUUUGGAUAACGAGGAAGAGCCUAUACCGGUCACUAAACGCGUUCCUAAGGGCACUUCCAGCUAUCAGGCCGUUUGGAUCCCUGGUGUGGAUGAAGAAGAAGAACAAUAUAGUGAUGUUGAAGACACAGAAUUACUUGUCGAAAAUGAGGGCGGUCCUGAAGAGGAACAGCCGGCUAGCGAACAGGAUGAAAGCGAAGUUGAGGAUGAUGCUAAGUCUGAAAUGUUUGUUGAAUUAAAUGAAGACGAAGAAACUCGGCAGUAUGAAGAUUAUCGUCGAAGGAUGAAAGAACAACAAGAAGAUCUUGAAUUCCCUGACGAACUCGAAUUAGACCCUAAAGAAUUAGCAAGAGAACGCUUGAAAAAAUACCGCGGACUCCGUAGUUUCUAUACUAGCCCUUGGGAUGCUGAGGAGUAUGACCCAAGUGAGCCUCCAGAAUGGCGACAAUUGUACAAGCUUGAAAAUUAUCGCAACCUAAAGAACAAGCUUUACAAACAGCCAUUCAUCGGUGAAGCUAAACCUGGAAUGUCAGUUGUUGUAGAGCUCCGAGACGUGCCUGUUUCUGUUUACAAUUAUUAUAGUCAGCCUAACAAUAUGCUUGUGCUAUAUUCGUUAAUGGCCUAUGAGAAUAGAACGACUGUUUCCCACUUUACAGUCAUGAAGCAUUCAGAAUAUGAAGAUCCUAUAGCUUCUAAAGAAGAAUUAAUUAUGCAAGUUGGACCUCGUCGCUUGUACGUGAAUCCACUGUAUUCCGAUGCUCCAGCUUCUGGUGCCGCAAAUAACCUUCAAAAAUAUUACAAAUAUUUGCAAGCUAAGCAACCUGCAUUAGGUACUAUUAUCGGUCCUAUAGUUUUCGGGGGUCUGCCUGUAACACUUUUUAAACCUAUGCCUGAUGGUUCAUUACGCCUAGCUGCUACUGGUUCUUUCCUUAAGAGUGAUACUUCUUCUGUGAUAGUUAAGCGUGCUGUUCUAACUGGCCAUCCAUUCAAAAUCCACAAAAAACUUAUCACUGUUCGUUACAUGUUUUUCAACCCUGAAGAUGUUAUGUGGUUCAAGCCUAUUCAACUGUUUACUAAACAAGGCCGUACAGGGUUUAUCAAGGAGCCAUUGGGUACCCAUGGAUACUUUAAGGCUACAUUCAAUGGCAAGCUUACCGUUCAAGAUACGAUUGCUAUGUCUUUGUACAAGCGGAUGUAUCCUAUACGAUCUCGUUUGCUCACUCUUAACGAGGAUAGUCUUCAGUAAAUUUAAUUUUGGUUCCCUUGUUAUCCACUCAGUGUGCUUAUAGCAUAUAAAUGGAAAGCAAGGAUAAAAGCACUCAAUUUUUUUGGUUUAAAUUUGGUUAGGGUUAGACAAUAGAUUAAAUUAAUGCUAUAUGGAUA